Molecule: messenger RNA, 1452 nt
Organism: Fusarium pseudograminearum CS3096
Lineage: Eukaryota; Fungi; Ascomycota; Sordariomycetes; Hypocreales; Nectriaceae
Exons: 4
Coding region: 1-1452 (483 amino acids)
Molecular function (GO): aldehyde dehydrogenase (NAD+) activity
Source: RefSeq, a predicted model, not a curated record
AUGACUUUCCCCAACGACCAAAAGAUCGACUUUAAGGUCUUCCAAAACACCAUCAACAAUAAAACAAGCCCAACAGCCCAAACUCGUCAUGGCAUUUGCCCGAGUACAGAAGAGCCACUCUGGGAGAGCCCAGUCUCUACCCAGGAAGAUGUCGAUCGUGCUGUAGACGCUGCCCAAACGGCUUACCCUCUUUGGCGUAAACUAUCACAAGAUGAGCGUGCUGGGUAUUUGGUCAAAUUUGCCGACGCUAUCGAGGCGCACAAGCAUGAGUUUAUUGACCUUCUCGGCCGUGAAGCCGGUAAGCCACCUCAGGCUGGAGCUUUUGAACUGAUGCUUGUUAUGGAGCAUGUUAGGAAGACGCCUGAGUUGAGACUCAAAGAGGAGAAGCCCGAGGACAAUGAUGACCGAACUGCCAUAGUGAGAUAUGUACCGUUGGGUGUGGGCGUCGGUAUCGUUCCAUGGAACUUUCCUAUGAUUCUUGGUAUUGGCAAAGCAUAUCCAGCCAUGCUCGCCGGAAAUACCUUUAUCUGGAAGCCAUCACCGUAUGCUCCAUAUUCUGCUCUCAAGCUUGCAGAGAUCGGAGCCAAGGUUCUUCCUCCAGGUGUCUUUCAAGCUCUCAGUGGGGGAGACGAUCUCGGACCAAUGCUGACUGCGCAUCCUGGCGUGGCCAAAGUAAGCUUCACGGGGUCAACUGAGACGGGAAAGAAGAUCAUGGCAUCCUGUGCAUCCACGCUCAAGCGUGUCACGUUGGAGUUGGGAGGCAAUGAUGCCGCUAUUGUGUGUGAAGAUGUUGACAUUCCCACUGUUGCUGGGAAGGUGGCUUUCUUAGCCUACGUCCACAGUGGACAGAUCUGCAUGAACAUCAAACGAAUCUAUGUCCACGAAAGCAUCUACGGCGAUUUCCGUUCCGCUGUAGUUGGCUUUCUCGACAACAUGAAGAGUGGUGGCUUUUCUGACCCAGAGGCCUUUUUCGGACCGAUACAAAACAAAAUGCAAUUCGACAAGCUACAGCGUCUUUACGGAGAAAUCGAUAAACAAGGAUGGAAGUCUUUGACCAGCACCAACGGGGCUGCAAAGCCAGAAAAGGGUUAUUACAUCCAGCCUACCCUUAUUGAUAACCCACCUGAAGACUCGGAGAUAGUCCAAACUGAACCCUUUGGUCCAAUCGUGCCCAUGAUGAAAUGGUCUGAUGAAGAUGAUGUCGUUGCCAGGGCUAAUGCAUCCAACUUGGGCCUAGGUGCAUCAGUCUGGAGCAAAGACGUUCCUCGCGCAAGGCGAAUGGCUGAACAAUUGGAAGCGGGUAGCAUUUGGAUUAACACACACUUUGAAGUUGCGCCUAAUGUGCCUUUUGGUGGGCAUAAGAGUAGCGGAAUCGGAAUGGAUUGGGGAGAGGUGGGACUCAAGGGGUGGUGUAACCCUCAGGCGUACUGGGUAAAACACUCUGGAGCCUAA